ACUUGCGCAGUAGCAACUUGGGUGUAGUCCGGUUUAGUUCUUUCCUGCCCAAGUUUCUCCAUGGCGGUGGACUCGAAGCACUGAUCCCGUGGAAGUUUGUGGAACAUACCGAGAGCUGCGCCAGAACAAGGACUAGCAUUUCGGGGGAAGGAACGGGCGCAGACUGGCAAAGCAGCCGCGCUUCAAGGCAGUGUCCCGCAUGGUGUGGCUGGUUUCAUCAGGAUCGCGGUAACUGGUUAGUUACAACAUAGUUUGGAGAGUUUGAAGUGUAGGUUGGAGCCGUCCAGCAGUAGCCGAAGACCACUCUGAUCAACAGAAGGACUAAAAAUGCAUUUGUUUAUCAAAGCUUUGAUUUCAUUGACUUUGGCUGCGUGCAGCCACUGUGCUAUGGAUGAAUGCGUCGAUGAUUCGAAUCGGCCUCAGCGAUGCAUGCCCGAGUUCGUGAACGCUGCUUUCAAUGUUACCGUGGUGUCGACCAAUACGUGCGGGUCCCCCCCUGAAGAGUACUGCGUGCAGACCGGGGCUACCGGGGUCACAAAGUCGUGCCAUAUCUGCAAUGCCAGGGACCCCCGACAACAUCACAGCGCCGCGUACCUCACCGACUACAACACCCAGCAGGACACAACCUGGUGGCAGAGCCAGACUAUGUUAGCGGGUAUCCAGUACCCGAACACCAUCAACCUAACACUGCAUCUCGGUAAAGCCUUCGACAUCACAUACGUGCGCCUCAAGUUCCACACCAGCCGGCCGGAAAGCUUCGCCAUCUACAAGCGGACGAGCGAGGACGGGCCCUGGGUGCCGUACCAGUACUACAGCGGCUCCUGCGAGAAGACCUACCAGAAGACCAGCAAGGGCUUCAUCGGCAGGGGCCAGGACGAGAGGCAGGCCGUCUGCACCGACGACUUCAGCGACAUCUCGCCGCUGACCGGCGGGAAUGUGGCGUUCUCCACGCUGGAGGGCCGGCCCGGGGGGUAUACAUUCGACAAAAGCCCCGUCCUACAGGAAUGGGUGACGGCAACGGAUAUCAGGGUGACCCUGAACCGGCUCAACACGUUCGGAGACGAGGUGUUCAACGACCCCAAGGUCCUCAAGUCCUACUACUAUGCCAUCUCGGACUUCGCCGUGGGAGGACGGUGCAAGUGUAACGGCCACGCCAGCGAGUGUGUGAGGAACAACGGGGGGCGCCUGGUGUGCAACUGCAAGCACAACACGGGGGGCGCCGACUGCAACGUGUGUGAGCCCUUCUACAACGACCGGCCCUGGGGCCGUGCCACCGCUGAGACCCCCAACGAGUGUCUGCCAUGUAACUGCAACGGGAAGAGUUCGGAGUGCUACUUCGACCCGGAGCUGUACCGGGCCUCCGGGCACGGCGGCCACUGCCGGGGCUGCGCCGACAACACCGACGGGCCCAACUGCGAGCGUUGCCUGGACGACUACUACCGCGACCAGUCCGGGGAUCGCUGCCUGCCCUGCGGCUGCAGCCCAGUGGGCUCUCUGAGCACCCAGUGUGCCACCGGGGGGCGCUGCAGCUGUAAACCAGGAGUGACGGGCGACAAGUGUGACCGCUGUCAGCCUGGAUACCACACACUGACCGAGGCUGGCUGCAGGCCGUGCUCAUGUGACCCAUCGGGAAGUACGCAGGAGUGUGACGUGGACACCGGACGCUGCAAGUGUAAAGAGAACGUAGAGGGCUUCAACUGUGACCGCUGCAACCUGGGCUUCUUCAACCUGGACCCGCAGAACCCCCAGGGCUGCACGCCCUGCUUCUGCUUCCAGCACUCCUCCGUGUGCGACAGCGCCGAGGGGUACAGCAUCAGCUCCAUCUCCUCCUCCUUCAGCAGAGAUGAUGAGCAGUGGACGGGCCAGCAGAGGGACUCCAGCAGUGUGCCGGUGCAGUGGUCGUCCAGCACCCAGGAGAUCUCCCUCAUGUCAGAAGACUACUUCCCCAUGUACUUCAUUGCCCCAGAGAAGUUCCUGGGUAACCAGCUGCUGAGCUACGGUCAGAACCUGAGCCUGACCUUCCGCGUGGACCGACGGGACAACCGGAUGUCAGCCGAGGACCUGGUGCUGGAGGGGGCGGGGCUCCGGGUGGCCGUGCCACUCAUCGCCCAGGGCAACGCCUACCCCAGCGAGAACGUGCAGUCCUAUGUGUUCAGGCUCCAUGACCAGACCAACUACCCCUGGAGGCCGAGCCUCAGCCACCCAGAGUUCCAGAAACUUCUCCACAACCUGACCGCCAUCAAGAUCCGAGGAACCUACAGCGAGAAAAGUUCCGGUCACAUGGGCGACGUCUCCCUGGUGACGGCGCGACGGGGCGCAGGGCUGCCGGCCCGCUGGGUGGAGCAGUGCACGUGUCCCCCGGGCUACCAGGGCCAGCACUGUGAGCAGUGCAGCCCCCAGUACCGCCGCGCGCAGCCCGGCCUCGGGGCCUUCAGCGCCUGCGAGCCCUGCAACUGCAACGGCCACAGCGACUCCUGCCACCCCACCUCAGGUGCGUGUGAGUGCAAGCACGACACGGCGGGUCUGAGCUGUGAGCGGUGUAAGGACGGUUACUACGGCGACUCCACCAAGGGCACCGACGAGGACUGCGAGGCCUGCCCCUGUCCCAGCGGAGCCACCUGCGCCGUGGUGCCGCGCACCACCGAGGUGGUCUGCACCAACUGUCCCCCCGGCACCACAGGAAAGCGCUGUGAGCUGUGUGACGACGGCUUCUUCGGGGACCCCCUUGGCCAGAAGGGGGCGGUGCGGGCCUGCCGCGCGUGCAAGUGCAGCGACAACAUGGACCCCAACGCCGUGGGCAACUGCGACCGCGAGACGGGCGAGUGCCUCAAGUGCAUCCACAACACGGACGGCUUCUUCUGCGACCGCUGCAAGGAGGGUUUCUACGGCAACGCCCUGGCCCCCAGCCCCCUAGACAAGUGCAAAGCCUGCUCCUGCUCACCCCUUGGGACCCAGGGCCAGCAGACCAGCUGUGCCCAGGUGACGGGCCAGUGCCCCUGCCUGCCCCAGGUCUCCGGCCGCGACUGCAGCGUGUGUGAGCCCGGCUUCUACAACCUGGCCAGCGGAACCGGCUGUGAACGGUGUAGCUGUGAUCGCAUCGGCUCCACCAGCGGUCUGUGUGACAUCACCUCAGGGCAGUGCGAGUGCCAGCCGGGGGUCGCAGGUCAACAGUGCGAACGCUGCGAGGUCAACUUCUUUGGCUUCGGGUUGUCGGGCUGCAAACCGUGUGACUGUGACCCCGAGGGUUCUUCGUCGGGCCAGUGUCGCGAGGACGGGCGGUGCGAGUGCCGGCCCGGGUUCGUGGGCUCCCGCUGCGACAUGUGUGAGGAGAACUACUUCUACAACCGCUCCGCCCCCGGCUGCCAGCAGUGUCCCAACUGCUACAGCCUGGUCCGGGACAAGGUGAACCAGCAGAGGCAGAAGCUGCACGACCUCCAGAACCUGAUCGACAACCUGAACUCCAGCAAGGACCAGCCGAGCGACGCAGCCUUCGAAGAGCGCCUCCGCGAGGCAGAGAGGGCCAUCAUGGAGCUGCUGGAGGAGGCCCAGACUAGCAAAGACGUGGACAAGGGUCUCCUGGAGCGGCUGGCCUCCAUCAACGGCACCCUGACCACCCAGUGGAACCGCCUGCAGAACAUCCGCAGCACGGUGGACCAGAGCGGGGCGCAGGCCGACAAGGCCCGCACGCGCGUGCAGCACGCCGAGGAGCUCAUCGACCGCGCCCGCGCCCAGCUGGACAAGGCCCGGUCCGACAUCGCUAACGUGAACAUCCCGACCCCCCUCCCUGGAGACCCCAACAACAUGACCCUGCUGGCCGAGGAGGCGCGCAAGCUGGCCGACAAGCACAAGAUGGACGCCGACCAGAUCGAAAAGAUCGCUAAGGACGCCAACGACACGUCCACCAAGGCCUACAACCUGCUGAGGAAGACCCUGGACGGAGAGGGCAAGACCGGCGAGGACAUCGACGAGCUCAACAGGAAGUACAACGAGGCCAAGGAGCUGGCCAAGGCGCUGGAGAAGCAGGCCAACAAGGUCCACGCGGAGGCGGAGGAGGCCGGGGACAGGGCGGUGCAGAUGAUGGCCAACCUGACCAGCCUGCCCACCUAUGACACCAAGGCCCUGGAGAACGAGGCCAGUAAGAUCCAGAAGGAGGCCUCGGACCUGGACAAGUUGAUCGACAAAACGGAGAAGGAGUACAACGAGCUGAGAGACGACCUCAAGCCCAAGGAACAGGAAGUCCGCAAGCUGCUGGAGAAGGGCAAGUCGGAACAACAGACGGCAGACCAGCUGUUGGCACGCGCCGACGCGGCUAAAGCUCAGGCUGAAGAGGCGGCUAAGAAGGGAAGGUCCACCUACCAGGAGGCUCAGGACAUCCUGGCUAACCUCAGAGACUUCGACCAGCGUGUGAACGACAACAAGACGGCGGCGGAGGAGGCCAUGAGGAAGAUCCCGUUCAUCAACGCCACCAUCAUUGCGGCCAACGAGAAGACGCGGCAGGCGGAAGCGGCGCUAGGCAACGCCGCUGCCGACGCCCGUGAUGCCAAGGCCAAGGCUGAGGAGGCGGAGAAGAUUGCCAGCACCGUGCAGAAGGGAUCUGCCAAGACCAAGCAGGAGGCGGAGAAGGCCUUCCAGGACACCACGAUGCUGGAGAAGGAGGUCGGCACCUUGAUGGACCAGCUCAGCGCCGCCGAGGACCAGCUGGGGCGCAAGAAGGCCGAGGCGGACCAGGACAUGAUGAUGGCCGGCAUGGCUUCGGACAACGCCAAGGAGGCUGAGGACAAUGCCCGUAAGGCCAAGGGCGCCGUCAAGACUGUACUGGGAACCAUCGCCGCCCUUCUGGAGCAGCUGGGCAACAUUGACAAGGUGGACCUGACCAAGCUGAACGCGAUCGCCGAGUCGCUGAAGAAGGCCAAGGCCAAGAUGGCCACCAGCGAGCUGGACAGGAAGCUGGCGGAGCUGAACGAGGUGGCGCGCGGCCAGGAGGAGAUGAUCAACGACUACGACCGGCAGAUCGGAGAGAUCCGCGCCGACAUCGCCAACCUCAACGACAUCAAGAACACGUUACCGGAAGGGUGCUUCAACACGCCCUCCCUAGAGCAGCCCUAACCCCGCCCCCCUAACCCAGACACAUGCCCCCUCCUCCAUC
Gadus chalcogrammus (walleye pollock) is the source of this 5146-nucleotide messenger RNA. RefSeq names its product laminin, gamma 1 (gene lamc1). Gene Ontology annotation, molecular function: extracellular matrix structural constituent. The transcript has 28 exons. Lineage: Eukaryota; Metazoa; Chordata; Actinopteri; Gadiformes; Gadidae. The record is from RefSeq and is a predicted model, not a curated record. Bases 328 to 5106 code for a protein of 1592 amino acids.